Molecule: messenger RNA, 11745 nt
Organism: Pristis pectinata (smalltooth sawfish)
Lineage: Eukaryota; Metazoa; Chordata; Chondrichthyes; Rhinopristiformes; Pristidae
Product: frizzled-5-like
Exons: 1
Coding region: 771-2522 (583 amino acids)
Biological process (GO): non-canonical Wnt signaling pathway; canonical Wnt signaling pathway
Cellular component (GO): plasma membrane
Molecular function (GO): Wnt receptor activity; Wnt-protein binding
Source: RefSeq, a predicted model, not a curated record
GCACCCAGAGGGGAAGGAGCCGUAAUCCCGGGUAAAUCUGCAACCGGAGUCCAAAGAGCAGUACAUUCGGACAGAGGAAAGAGAGGUGGAAAAGAGGGGGGGAAAAAGCGAAAAACAAAACGAAAGAGGUAAAUGCAAACUGCAGUUCGGAGAAGAGAGAUGGAGAGUUUACCUGGGUUCCGAUUUCUGUUCUCAUAAGGAGAGAGGCGGUUGUGUAUGUUGGGAGAAGGAUUCGACUACGGGGUUGGCGCCAAGGACCUUCACACCUACCUAGAGAUAACAGUAGAAGAAGUAAAAUUGGAACAUCUCUGAAAGUUUACACCUGAACGAGCCGCGAAUGUCUCGAUUCCUUAUGCUGAGCCGGCGCUUUCACCUCAGUGUUCAGGGAAAAGCCACCCGGGCACUGAAGAACAGAGGCAGCCCUGGACACUUUGAUCGUCAAACAUAUUGUAACUAAAUCAAUUUUAUCAGCAAAAGGGCACGUAACGUGGAGGAAAAACACGGAAAGAAUGAUCAAAUAUUAAGAUUUUUAAAAUUUUGUUUUAACGAUUUUCCUUGUUUGUUUUCGAGAGCGGCGGCUUCGGAUGUGGCGCACAUUUCACCUGAACUCACUUCUUCCCACAUCGCGCCAGUUAUGUCUGAGGGUGGUCAGGUGUGGCCGUGUUUAACCCUGCCGGGAGAGGAGGAAUUGGGGCUGUAAAACUCCAGAGGCAGCGAGUUCGAGGAAAGGGUAUCAGAAGUCGGCUGGAUCCUUGUUUAAACUGGAUAUUAUGGCUCCUCGUGUGCAGGAGCCCUCAGCCCUGGUCGGGGUCUGUGUGUGUCUCGUGGGGCUGGUGGGGGUUGCCCUCUGUGCUUCCAAGGCAAUGGUCUGCCAGGAGAUUACGGUGCCCAUGUGCAAAGGCAUCGGCUACAACCACACCUACAUGCCCAACCAGUUCAACCACGACAGCCAAGACGAAGCGGGGCUCGAAGUCCAUCAGUUCUGGCCCCUGGUCGAGAUCCAGUGCUCCCCCGACCUCCGCUUCUUCCUGUGCAGCGUCUACACUCCUAUCUGCUUGGCGGACUAUAUGAAACCCCUGCCACCUUGCAGAUCCGUCUGCGAAAGGGCCAAGUCCGGCUGCUCCCCUCUGAUGAGACAAUAUGGCUUUGCUUGGCCGGAAAGAAUGAACUGCGACAAACUCCCUGUGCUCGGAGACCAAGACAACCUGUGCAUGGAUUACAACAGGUCCGAGGCGACCACCGUGUCGCCCCCGUUCUUAAAGCCCACUGUUGCACCCAAGGGUUCCGGCGGCAACAAGAACUUUCGACCCUCCUGGGCACAUCCAGGAAACCAGCCCGCACAGUCAGCAGACUGCCCGGGAAAAUGUAGCUGCAAAGACCCUCUGAUCCCGAUCUCCAAGGAGAGUCACCCGCUCUACAACAAGAUCAGGACCGGCCGGUUGCUCAACUGCGCUUUCCCGUGUUACGAGCCGUACUUCAACCAGGAGGAGAGGACUUUCGCAACCUUAUGGAUCGGCUUGUGGUCGAUUCUGUGCUUCAUCUCCACCUUCACCACCGUGUCCACCUUCCUGAUUGACAUGGAGAGGUUCAAGUACCCAGAGCGACCCAUCAUCUUCCUGUCGGCCUGCUACCUCUUCGUGUCCAUCGGCUACAUAGUGCGGCUGGUGGCUGGCCAUGCGAACGUGGCAUGUAACAAGGACUAUCACCACAUCCACUACGACACCACCGGCCCCGCCCUUUGCACCGUGGUCUUCCUGCUCAUCUACUUCUUCGGCAUGGCCAGCUCCAUCUGGUGGGUUAUCUUGUCCUUCACCUGGUUCCUCGCCGCGGGCAUGAAGUGGGGCAACGAGGCUAUUGCGGGCUAUUCCCAGUACUUCCACCUGGCCGCUUGGCUGAUCCCCAGCGUGAAGUCCAUCGCCGUACUGGCUCUGAGCUCCGUGGAUGGCGACCCGGUGGCCGGCGUCUGCUACGUAGGCAACCAGAACCUGGACAACCUCCGAGGAUUCGUCUUGGCCCCUCUGGUGAUCUACCUGCUCACUGGGACAACCUUCCUCCUGGCCGGAUUUGUCUCCCUGUUCAGGAUACGGAGCGUCAUCAAGCAAGGGGGUACCAAGACGGACAAACUGGAGAAGCUUAUGAUUAGAAUUGGCAUCUUCACGGUGCUCUACACCGUCCCAGCCACCAUAGUGGUGGCUUGCUUCAUCUAUGAGCAGCACUCGAGGGAGAGCUGGGAGACGGCGCUCAGCUGCCCUUGCCCGGGAGCCGGAGAUUACCCCCGACCCGAGUACGCCGUCUUCAUGUUGAAGUACUUCAUGUGCCUGGUGGUGGGCAUCACCUCCGGCGUCUGGAUUUGGUCCGGGAAGACCUUCGAGUCGUGGAGACGGUUCACCAGCAGAUGUUGCCGGGCUCGGAAGCUGACCAGCGGGUCCAUGUACAGUCAGGCAAGCACAGCCCUGACCACCAGGACUGGAGCAAGUGGUUCGGCAGCCUACCACAAGCAACUGGCGCUCUCGCACGCUUGAUGCUCGGGUGACACACGUGCUUAUACAUAUUGUAAAUAAAUAGACGUAUAUUAUAUAUAUCCCGAGGUACACCUACCCGAGACAAUGUUUAUCUGGUGAGUCUUUUACACUGUGGCUUGUUAUUUGAUGGGUUUCUGGAUUGUCAUCUUCAGGGACCUGGUUCCCAGUCGCUGGUGACCGAUUAUCAAAACCUCCGGUUGCAUUUCAACUUGGGGAGAUUAAACCAGCGGCCCGAGAGGCGGCGCUCCCCCCUCUCGCUCAGCCUGGGGGUGCUCAUUUUCAGCUGGCUUUGCAACCCGCCCCGAUUUUCCUUCGCAGCAAGCCAGACUUACGCCCAAUACGCUCUCAAGGAGUUGGUUUGAAGAGAACCCUGCCUCCCCCACUAUCAUCCCCAUCCCCAUUGCUUUGGUCAACGACCUGUGGCUGUUAAACACUCGGGCUGUGAUGCGACGCCCGCGACUUUGAGAUGCAGUCCGCUCCCGGUGACCCAGCCGUGGGCAGCUGCGGUGGAGUGUUUGAGCAGAACCAACGCUGUUGCUCAGACUGAUCCCCAGGCCGUUCUUGACCUGAGGUGAGUCGCGGCUUGACUCCAAUGCUGAUGGAAAAUUCAUCAGGCGGGAGUCCCUCCCACUGUCACCUGGGCUGGAGACCCUGUCGAGAAAAAGUAAACAAGUGGGACUUGGCUGGGGCGACCUCUGACCCGCCCCACCAGUGCUUCAAAGACCAUUCAAUUAUCUGGCCUGGCAGGCAAGGUGGAGGGUGCCGUUAAAGGCGACACUGGUGGCAGGGUGCCGGCCGUCUCAGGAGGAGGGACAAGGGACAAAGGAAGAUUAAGGUGUAGCUGAGUGGCUCACUUUGAAACAGGUGAAGUUGCCAGCUCCUGCUGAUAACAGGGCAAAUUCCACCCCAACCCCCACUCUGCUCCAGUAUCAGGGAAGGAAUAAUACAAAAAAAUUCAGUCAACAGGUGAACUGCAGCCAGUGAACCCAGACACAGGAGCAGGAAGGAGUCUUUUCACUGCAGCUGGUUUUAUUGGGGAGGUUUUUGCUUUGUAAAUGUGACCACAUUAUCUAAUGAAAAGGUGAGCUAAAAGAAAAACAAGUAAUGAUCAAAAGCAGAGCAUGUCAUGACAACUGUGUCCUCCUGUGAGGCUGUUCCUAUGGUGUCCAGGAUUGUCGGUAGUCUUUUGUUAAGUGUUCAUGCUAAAUGAUGUUGACUGGUUAGCUGGAAUCUAUUAUUCCUGUGAUCUGCUUAGGUUGCUUGUGGGUUGGACAAGGUCUGCUAGCCCAGGCACUGGAUAUGUUACCUUGCAUCUUCCCCUGCACUCUCAUCUUUCCUGUGAUGGGGGAAUCCAGUUCAAAUUCUGCUGGGAGCACCUUCUCACAUUGUUUUAAACAGUUCAGUGGGGGUGGGGUAUCUCAUUGAAUUCUCUAUCCAAUGAUUGAUUCUGAAUUAGUCAGAGAUACAGCACGGAAAAGGGCCCUUCAGCCCAUCGAGUUUAUGCUGACCAUCAACCACACAUUUACACUAAUCCUACGUCGAUCCCAUUUUAUUCUCCCCACAUUCCCAUCAACUCCCCCGAGGUUCACCUACUUGCCUACACACUAGAGGCAGUUCACAGCGGCCAAUUAGCCAACCGACCCACAUGUCUUUUGGAUGGGGUGGGGGGGAGCCUGUGCACCUGGAGGAAACCCACACGGUCACAGGGAGAACGUGCAAACUCCACACAGACAGCACCGGAGGUCAGGACUGAACCCAGAUCUGAUAGCUGCCUUCUAAUUUAGCGAGAACAUUUGUAAGGAACAGACAGUCAAUCUAUAUCUUGUAGACCCAAACAGUGCAAGUCUGCAGACUUUUGAACUGUGAUCCGAAUCACAGUUGGGGUCAGUGUUUACCCUGGAUGAGUUAUGAACCCAGGCAGUGAAGUUCUUCAAACUAUUUGACUGUGAAAGCAUCACACUAAUCCAGGUCUCAUACGUGUGAUUGCUUAGAAAUUUUUAACACUUUUUUCCCAGUGCUGUGUGAUUGAAAAUAGUUUUUUUUGGGCAUGAAAUGCAAUUUGAAUUGUUUUCAGGUUGUUUCAUAUCACUCUGGAAAUUCAAGCUGUUCUGGGCGUGAGUCACACUUUUGCCCCCUACUGCGAUUUCUUUUUCCAGGGCACAGGAGCUAACAUCGUUCCCCAGGCAGUGAUCCCUUUGGAACAUUUUGGGGAGGAUGUUGGUCUAUAUUGUCCUGGGAGGGACAUCAACCAAAGGCAGAACGAGUGUGUAGGUUCCCCUGAUGGCUGAACAUCCCACAGCUUCCACCUCACCAAUGUGGGUGGCUGGAAGGGGGCAGCAGGGUUGGACCACAAAUUCCCAAUGACCCCCUCACCCCAGAGUUGGAGGCAUCUAUUGGCUUCCAAUCCACCAAUGGCCCCUCCCAACCUCUGCAACCUCUUCCAGCCCUAUAACUCUGUUCGUCUCCACCAUUGCAGGUGUGCCUUCUGCCCCCAUGGGUCCUGAACUCUGGAACUGUGUGUCCAUGUAUUUAAGACACUCGCCACAAUCCACCUUUUUGACCACUAGUCCCAAUGUCUCCAUGGGUGGUUUGGCAUCGGUCCUGUGCAUAAUAAAGUACGUGAAGUAUAUGACAUGUUUUACAAUGUCAAGGGCAUGACAUAAAUGCAGUUUAUUAUAGAAUGUCAGCAAUGAAUGUCAGAGACAGUCCUGGUUUUAAGGAUUCCAGAUAAACAAGGAGGGAGACCCCCCCCCCCCCAGAAAUGAUCCACACACACACAGACUAGUGUACAGCAUUAUCUUAGCAGAGGCAAUAACCCUUCAAGUUAAAGGCUCCAGAAAAACAACGGGCAACAGUUUACCUUGUGUACUUGCACUCUCGUCUUUACUGCCACAGUUGCAGUGUGCGUGCACUUCUUUCCUACCUGUGUGUUACUAUCUCACUUACCUCGUCGUUCAAACCUAAUAGCCCAGUAGAAGUUCAUUCAGCCGAAGGUGCCUGUGUCGACCCAAUUAACCCCACAGCUCCUGCUCAGUUGCCGUUGGCUCUGAUGGGUUUUCCUUUGCAUGUAUGCAAUUGAUUUCAAUAUUUAUCCAUCACCAAAACAGAUUACCUGGUCAUUAUCAUGUUGCUAAUUGUGUGAGCCUGUUUAUGGACUUCCUUGGCUGUCAAAUAGUUUCAGACCUCGCGAGGAAUUCAAGUUAUUUCUUCUUUCUUUGGAGGUUAUGAGGGGUUUUGAUAGAUAAAUCUUUUCUCUUUUUAAGUUAUCCUGGAAUCUGUUUCCACCAUCCUUGGAGGCAAAGUAUUUUGAUGAUGUUAUGAGCUUGAUCAUCGUGGCAGUAGUGAUCAGUAUCUUGUUGAAUAGUUUCAAGUCCUACUUAGAUGGAGAGGUUCAUCUCGUGGUCCAGUGGUCCUGCUGUAUUGACCUGGUCUGUACCGGUGAAGGACUUGUGAUUUGAAAUAAGGAAAGAUUUGCACGUCUGAAGCUUUUUUUUCAUGGUCUCCAGUUGUUCCAAAGCACCUUACACCCAACAAGGUAUAUCCUCUGUUAUUAAGUAGGAGCUGUGACAGCCAGUUUAGAUAGCCUCUUCCUCUUCUUAGGCAGUCCCUUAGGCUGAGGGUGACUGGCUUCCACCCACCCUUGAGGAGUGGAAGUUGCCCACAUGGGAACCUUUUGAGUUGGGAGUGGCCGUUCACUGUGGCUACCACAUGGACUUGCCAGAGCCAAUGGCAAGAAGGUCCAGGACAACUGGAGGGCAGGCUCUGCUGCAUAGACUUAGCAUAGGCAUGAAUGUGGAUGGAUGGCCACACACACACAACACAGUGUUGCGCACAACACAUGAACAUGCCCACGCCAUCUCACCGGGCCCCUUCUCCCCUACCCCAAUCUCCUCCUUCACCCUCUUCCCCUCUCUCAAACCCCCUCCUUCAGGACCUUUCCCUCCUGAUUACCCCACUCUCCCUUCCCUUCACCCCUCCCCCACAAAACUCCCCAGCUGCCAACAGCUUGCUCCCAGCCAGAGUGGGACCACAGCCUGUCUAUGUCUUCAGGGCUGCCCCAUUACUCCCUCUCUCCCGUUCUUCCUCAAAAUACUGAGGGUUCUUUUACGUCCACCUGGGAGGUCAGAAGGGGCCUCGGAUUAAUAUCUCAUUCAAAAGCUUUCAAUGAUGUAGCACUUGAGAGCUGGCUGAGAUUUUGUGAUUAUCUCUCAGGGUGGAGGGAGGUGGCCAUCGAUGAACCUCAAGCCUUCUGACUCAGAGGUCGGCUGGUUUCACUGACACUCUAUAUUUUAAAUUUACCUCAUGAUUCGUUCUAUGAAAGCAAUAGAAAAUACGGCACCGUGUUAUCUUAAACACAAGGGUGGGCGUCAGAUCAAUCUGUGUAAAAGCAGUGGGAAUGGGAUAAAAAAGAUCUCUGCAGUGCUGGAUUAGUAUUCUGAACCUCAUCAGUUUAAGUGCCACUGCUGGCAGUUUGAUCAAUGAAAUAAAAUCAAUAUAAAUGACCAUGAAGAGGUGGAUUGUAGUUUAAAAUGAACCUGACUGGUGGUAGUGAACCUUCUGCCUCUGUGUAGUCUACACCACACUCCAGUCUCAGCAAUAUGAUGGAUUUCCGGCUUCCCUUCUGAAAGGGUUUGGUGAACCCCAGCUGUCGCACACAGCACUGUCUCCUCAUCCCAACCCUCUACCACAUACAAUUUUUUUAUUGACUUGGCAAUGCGCACAGCCAUUGAUCAAGGCCCACACAUCUUUGGAUACAAGUUUCUGUAAUUGAUAAACAUAGUCAAAAUUUGCAGGAUGUCUGAAUCUGUCACAGUGCUUGUCGCUCAGAUGGAGGCUUGCGGGGGGCAAAGUUGCACAAAACACACUUUGUUUUUUUUGUCCCUGGUGUACUCACAGAGAGAUACAGCACAGAAAUAGGCCCUUUGGCCCAGCGAGUCCGCACUGACAAUCAACCACCCAUUUACGCUAAUUCUACCUUAAUCCCAUAUUUUAAUUCUCCCUACACUUGCAUCCACAUCCCCCCCCCACCCCCCCCACUCAGGUUCCACCACUCACUACACAUGAGCGGCUAUUUGCAGUGGCCAUUUAGCCUACCAACCCACAGGUCUUUGGGAGGUGGGAGAAAACCAAAGCAUCUGGAGAAAACCUGCACAGUCACAGGGAAAACGUGCAAACUCCACACAGUCAGGAUUGAACCUGGGUUCCUGGAGCUGUGAGCCAGCGGCUCUACUAGCUGCACCACUCUGUCGCAAUGUAAUUGUGCAAAGAUUGAGUGUUUGCUGACCAAAAUGUAUUGACAAUUUUUGGCAAAUUAUUGAGAUCUGUGGUGCAUUUGCAGUAAUCCCGGUUUGUGGUGAAGCUUCAAGCACCAACAACCCUUUUGUGACCACUUAAAAUAAAAUCUGGAGAAAUUGCUUUUCAACCCCUUAAGGUAAUCAAACGUUUCAGUGGAGCUGAGGUAAAAGAUCAGUCUCAAACUUUUUCAAUGGCAUAUCAGGCACAGGGGGCCAAGUGGUCUGCUCCUGCUUUGUUUUCUUAUGUUCUUCCAGUGGUCAUAGCACUUGCCCUCAACUGUUGUAGCGCUCUCUGUGGGAGCUUGCUGUACAUGACAGGACCACCUUGCCCCCUACGUCAGAAGGUACACCUCAAAAGUACCUCAUUGGCUGCACAGCAGCUGCCUCACAGGAUUCGAUGCUGACCUUGCAUGCUGUCUCCAUGAAGUUUGCACAUUCUCUCUGUGACCGCGUGUGUUCCCCCUCCUCACGUCCCCCCACCACCCCCCACCGCCCCCCCCCCCCUCCCCAGGUGCUCCGGGUGCUUUCCACUUCCCAGUGAUGUACUGGGAGGUUAAUUGGCUGCUGUAAAUUGCCGAUGGCAUAGGUUAAUGGCAAGAGGGGCAGGCACGGUAGUGUAACGGUUAGCUUAACGCUUUACAGCGCCAGAGACCCAGGUUCAAUUCCGGCCGCCGUCUGUCAGGAGUUUGUACGUCCUCCCCGUGUCUGCGUGGGUUUCCUCCGGGCGCUCCGGUUUCCUCCCACAUUCCAAAGACGUACGGGUUAGGAAGUUGUGGGCGUGCUAUGUUGGCGCCGGAAGCACGGCGACACUUGCGGGCUGCCCCCAGAACACUCUACGCAAAAGGUGCAUCUCACUGUGCGUUUCGAUGUAAUAAACACACGUGACUAAUAAACAUAUCAUAUAAUAUCACCAGAACCAAAGGGGAGAUGACAGGCAUGUGUGAGAGAGAAUAAGUUGCAGGGGUACAGGGGAAUAAGGAGAGGGUGAAUGGGACCGAUAAGGCUGCCCUGAUGGGUGCAGACCCAGACCUGAUGGGCUGAAUGGCCUCUUUUUGUAUUGUAAUCGGGAAACUGGAUACACCCUCAUAUUUUAAGCUGGUGUGGUGUUGGAUCCUUGUGACUGGAACAGCAGCCUUCAGUUCAAGUCACCUGGGACCAUUGUGUUCUUGAAGCAGAAUCAGGGGCAAAAUAUGCCCAAAAGAGAUGGAAUUGCUUGCAAAUAUUCUUUACAAAAGAAUAAGAUUGUCCUUAUUUUAUAAGGCACGGUACAGAACUUUGGUGUUUACAUCGCACUAGGGAGGAGGAGUAGGGUUAGCACUUGUCAGCCUCUGGCUGAUAGAACGGGCCUGAAGGGCCAAAUGGUCUUCCUAAAUCUCAGCAGAGUUGUACUGUCCCGGUAGAUGCCACGGUUGGUGGGUGGGAGCCUAAGCUGCAUCCAAUCAGCAUGCAAGUUUACUGCUGAAUACAAGCCCACACUAAAUCAUUCACCCAAAAUAUUACUAAGGGAACUAGAGAAGCUUAACUCCAAUAAAUAUUGCUCAAUAUUAAAUUACAGUCACCAAAAUAGGAUACCAUAACAGUCAGAGAGAGAUACAGCAAAGAAACAGGCCCUUCAGCCCACCAACUUCACCCUAACUGCUAACCACCCAUUUAGACAAAUCCCAUAAUUAUCCCAUUUUCCACUCUCCCUACAUUCUCAUCAACGCCCCCCAGAUUUUGCUACUCACCUACGCACCAGGGGCAAUUCACAGCAGCUGUUUAAUCUGCCAACCUGCACGUCUUUGAGAUGUGGGAGAGAACUGGACCACCUGGGGUAAACUCACACCGGCAUAGGAAGAACAUGCAAACUCCACACAGACAGCACCGGAGGUCAGGAUUGAAUCCAUCUCUGGCGCUGUGAGGCAGCAGUUCUACCACCCUACACCACUGUACCCACCCAGAUACAAAAAACAACUCAGAUCACCUCCUCUUCAGUGGAACCUAUCAGUUUAAACUUGGACUGCUGUUUGAGAUGCUGAAUAAUGGGUAGAACUUGUUGGAGCUCUUUAAAUAUCUUGCCCAUUAUUGUGAGAAGAUUUUUGCUCCAAUUAUAUAGGGUUCUGGUGAAACUGCACCUGGAGUACUGCAUACAGGUCUGGUCACCCUACCUAAGGAAGGAGAUACUUGCGAGAGAGAAAGUGCAGUGAAGGUUCAUCAGAUUGAUUCUUGAGAUGGCCAGUUUGUCGUACGAGGAGAGAUUGGACGGUCGAGCGUUCAGCAGAAUAAGAGGUGAUCUCAGUGAAACAUACAACAUUUUUAAGAGGCUGGACAGGGUACAGGCAGGAAUAAUAUUUCUCCAAGCCAGGAAGUCUAGAGCAGGGUUCACAGGCUGAAAGGGUCGGCCAUUCAGGACAGAGGUGAGAAGAAAUUCAGAGGAUGUGAAUCUUCGCAAUUCUUCACCUCAACACAAUUGUGGAGAGUCCAUCAUUGAGUGUAUUCAAGACAGAGAUUGAUAGAUGUUCGGACAUCGAGGAAAUCAAUGCAUGUGGGGUUCGUGCAGGAAAGUAGCGCUGAGGGAAACAGAAUCAGUUGUGACCUUAUUUAAUUGGGGAGGAGGCACAAGGGGCUGAAUUGUCUGUUCCUGCAUCCAUUUCUUCUACAGCACACACCCGUGUCUUUCACACUGCUAACUGGAGUGCCUCUGACCCCAUCUGUGAAGUUGUUCUGCAAUCAUGCCAGUUAACUUUACAUUGAUGUGAAAUCUGUGAUAAUUGGAUGUCAGCAUUACAACAUUAUCUGCACCCCGUUUUUUGUGAUCCACCUUUCUGUCCCAUGUGUGUUUGCCAUUUUGACUUGCGUGCGUGUGUGUGUGUGUGUGUGUGUGUGAUUGUGCGCGUGCACAUGUGCGCACUUUGCUGGUUUACACAGAAUAGCAAGUGCCCUCUAAGCCCUCCAUAGCUGGUGUCUUCUAGCUGUUAGCCAGUUGGUAAGCACUUUCCGAGGAAGAAGUUUGUGGGUUCAAGAACCCCAAUCUGAAGACUUGAGUACAAAAUCUAGGCUCUAGUGCAGUUCUGUGCAGUCAGAGGUGCUGUGCUUUAGAUUAGAUGUUAAUUAAAUGUCCCCUUAACUGGACAUGAAAGAUCCUCUGCUGGGUAGUCCUUCCCAUGACAUGGCCAAUAUUUAUCCCCCAAAUAUGACGAUACAUAUAGUCAUCCAACUACCUUCUUUUGGAGGUACUUUGCAUCCACAAAAUCAAUGAAGACACUUUCAAAAGGUUGGAUAGUCUGUUUUUUAAAGCUUGGUACAAUGGCACAUGAUCAAAGCUACCUGAACAGUCACUGCACCUGUCCCUCAGUUCAGUUGCACUGUAUUUUGUUCAGCUGGACUGCAGCCUAUCAGUUUUGAAGCAAUAGAGUUUAUUGCGGAAACUGCAAUACUUUCUAUUUCCUUGUUGUGCUUCUAAAAUCCUGCUCCAAAAUAACACUUUUAAAAGCCUCCAAAGAAAUGGCUACCCAGAUCAAGUGGGGUGGUGGGAUGACUUGUAUUUAAGAAGAACAUUCCUUUCCUGUUUAAUUAAUACUUACCCUCCUUGGAGUCUAUUGCACGAAAAAUCAUCAGGAAUAAUGUAAGUUAUUCUGAAUAACGAAUGUAAAUAAUUCUAAGUAUUUCUAGCUAAAUACGGGUUUGUUGCAAGUCUAUUUAUACCUGGACAAUCUCUAGGCUCAUAAUUCAAACCAGCAAUUUGUACAUACCACAUAAACAUGUCACAGCUCCUUAAGUGAGGAUAUAAGUUAACUUCAACUUUCCCUGUCAUCCCAUCAUGAUCAUUUUAUAUAGUUUAAAACUUUGUAUGUAUUAUAUUUUGCAAAAGUCUUGAGAUUUUAUAAAGAUAAAUGAAAAGUAGGUAUUUAUGAAAAACAUUUCUGUCUUCUAUUUUUUGUUCUUGUUGU